Molecule: messenger RNA, 519 nt
Organism: Endocarpon pusillum Z07020
Lineage: Eukaryota; Fungi; Ascomycota; Eurotiomycetes; Verrucariales; Verrucariaceae
Exons: 2
Coding region: 1-519 (172 amino acids)
Source: RefSeq, a predicted model, not a curated record
AUGUCUCUGCCAGGCCAUGACGACAAUGACAGCGCUGUGGACUCGGCUACUUUUCUUGCUACCGCCAUCAGAGAGCUGGCCAGUCUGAAUGUGACGCUCUACGAGCACGCUGCCAAAAUUCCUUCCCUGCCCAUGGCAGACGCUAAUUCUCCAGAGAAAGCAUCGGGUGGUGCACGUAGCUCACAGAGAACGACUCUCUUUGCUAUCGAUGAGACUUUCCAUCCUAUCGAGAAACUCAUUGAUGGUGUCAAUCUCUUCUCUCAUGCAGCAACCAAUACACCAGCAAGAUCUUCAACCAGCACAAAGCCAUUGGACACUGAUCAGGGCAUGAUGAUCUGUCAUCUGCCCCUUGCACCCAACCGCUUGGAUGGUUUCACUUACAAUUUACAAUCAACUCGUCGAGGCGAUGAGACAGGGAUCUGCUCUCAAGAUCCUGCCCGGCGCAGUGACCAAGAGCAGAAUCUACCGGUCCAAAGCGAGAAGGAAGAUGAAGAUGUUGCACCUCAAGAGUCCACAUGA